CGGCUCCGGGGCAUGCGCGCUGCCGCGCCCGCGCCCUGCCCCCACGGCCCGCCGCGGCAGAGUUAUGCCAAGUAUGUGAGGCGCUGGCGGGCACCGGCCGCGGUCAUGGAGAGCCGCCGCCUCCGCCUCCGCCCGCGCGGGACUCGGAGCCAGCCCCGCGCCCAGGGCGAGGCGGCGCGCAUGGCGGAGCCCCCGCGGAGGACGCUCGGCCGGCUCCGGGAGCGCCGCGGCCCCGGGACGCUCGAGCCGGGCGCGGGCACCGUGGCCGCUUCGCUCCCCGAGGGACGCUCGCCGCCCCGCGGGCUCGUGGGCCCCGGCACGGAGCGGCCCGCGUGGGGCAGCGGGGUGCGCUCCGAGCGGCCGGGCGCGCGGCUGCCGUGCUCUCGCGGGGCUCCGGAGGCCGCCGCUCGGGGCCGAUCGCCGGAUCGCGCCAUCCCGGGCCCCGAGGGCAGCGGCGACGACGGGGAGGACGAGGGCGCCGACUACUACGAGAACCUGCCCGCGGGCUGCGCGCCCGAGGGGGCGGAGGCGCUGCCGGCCUCGCCUUCCCCGGCGGCGGCGGGCUCCUCCCCGGGGGUGGAGGGCGGCCGCCUGGAGACGGGCAGGCUGCAGACCCAGUUGCGAGAGGCCUAUUAUCUGCUGAUCCAGGCCAUGCACGACCUGCCCCCUGACUCGGGCACGCGGCGGGGCGGACCCGCAGCAGCCCGGGCUCCGGCCCAGCAGCCGCCUCUCCCCCACGGCGCAGCCGUGCGCCCAGCCGGCGGCCCCCGAGGCGACGCCCGCCCUUCGCAGCAGGUGUCCCCGCCCCGGUCGCCUCCGAAGGAGUCGGUGGUAGGGCGGCCGCUGAGUCCUCGGAUGAGGCUGUCCUGUUGCAGAAGUCUCGAGAGCCUCCGCGUGAGGCCGCAGUCGCCUCUGCUCCAGCGGUGGGCGAGCGACAGCUGGAUCUCGUGGGGUGCGCACCGGGACAGGGACGAGCCCCCGCCACGUGGAGGUGGGAUGGACGGCUGGAGCCGGGGCGGCCACCGGGCGGCUGCGUCCGCCGUGCUCCUGCCUUCCAUCUGCCAGGACCCGGGCCGGUCCUCGGGGCGUCCCUACAGGGAUCUUGCGGCGGCGACCUCUGUGAGAGCCAGCAGCCUAGAGGACCGUCCCGAGGGGCCUCCCCUCCUCAAGCCACCUGCGGUGACAGUCAAGAAGCUGCAGAAGUGGAUGUACAAAGGACGCCUGCUGUCCCUGGGGAUGAAGGGUCGCGCUCGUGGGCCCGCAGCCAACGUUCCCGGAGCGCAGGGAACCUCUCCAAAUUUGGGCAGUUGGAAAGUGCAUGAAAACCACGUCCUCUCGGUGACCACGGACCAGAGAAUCACACUGACAGACUUAUUUGAGAACGACGGUGGGUCUCCACUGAGGAAGAGAGAACCUGUGGAUGUAAAGGACAGCACAGAACUUAGAGAGCGCCAGCCCCUCAACAGCAUCACUGUCUCAAAGAAACGCAAUUGGCUGUAUCAGAGCACCCUGAGGUCGCAGAGUCUGCAGGAGAGCAGAUGCAAUUUCUCCUCCCUCUCCCCCGCGUCUCCACACAGACACAGGCAGUUGCCACGUUCCUGUAAGCCCCCCAAGAAACACUGCACACAUGCGAUGUGUAAUGCCGCCAGCUCUUCCCCAUCGGGACACUGCUCUUUAGACUUCAGUGAGGACACCGAUGCCGAUGACGAAGGAGAGAUAUGGUAUAACCCCAUCCCUGAGGAAGAUGACCUUGGCCUAGCGAGUGCCUUGAGACUUGAGGAGGCAAAAGCUGCCACGGUGAAGCUCCCUGCUCUCAGAGUGAGCAUGUUGUCCGCUAGAGACCUGAGGAAGGCUGAGCCUCAUGGUGAAGAGUCGCCGUGCCCUGCCCAACACACAGGGGAUGCCCAGGCUAUACCGUCAAAUGGAAUUAUUUCUGCAGAUUCCAUCCAUUCCACAGAAGCUGUGCGGCAGGGCAAGCACAGGUUCGGACGCCGGGCCCCAGGGAUGAUGGCAGAGGACAGCCCCAUGUUGAAAUCUGCUUUUACAGGUCCUGGGAUCUUGGUUUCUACAAACAGGACUGAACUGAGAGCUAUGGAACCAUCUUCUCCAAGCCCUAGCCCUGUGAAGAAAGGCAGUUCAAUUACUUGGUCUUUGCCAGAUAAAAUAAAAUCUCCACGCACUGUGAGGAAAAUAUCCAUGAAAAUGAAACGGUUGCCAGAAUUCAGCCGGAAGCUGGGUGCCAGGGGACCCCCACACUACGUGAACAGUCCAGAUAGUACGUCACCGUCGUCUAAAUGUAACUGCCGUGAACUGCCUCAUAGUGUCACUGUGUCCUCUGGGAACCCAACCAGGAACGUUAUAAGCCGGUACCAUCUUGAUACCACUGUAUCAUCUCAGCACACUUACCAGAAGAAAGCCACUGGGAGCUCCAAGUAUUCCUGCAAGGGUGGUUACCUCAGCGACGGAGACUCACCCGAACUUAGAACCAAAUCUAGCAAACAUGGAUCCGAGCACAAACUCGGAAAAGGGAGAGAAGCCAUUCCAAGCAGUUGUUGCAAAAACGAACUAGAUAUAGAUGCCUUUAGACAUUACAGCUUUGCUGACCAACCCAAGUGCUCACAGUACAUAUCUGGGCUCAUGAGUGUGCAUUUCUAUGGUGCAGAGGGUUUAAAGCCACCCCGCAUAGAUUCCAAAGACGUCUUUUGUGCAAUUCAGGUAGACUCAGUAAACAAAGCCAGAACAGCUUUGCUCACCUGUCGGACGACGUUUUUAGACAUGGACCACACUUUCAACAUAGAGAUCGAAAACGCACAACAUCUGAAACUGGUGGUCUUCAGCUGGGAGCCCACUCCAAGGAGAAAUCGAGUGUGCUGUCAUGGCACAAUUGUCCUGCCUACUUUAUUCCGCGUGACAAAGACACAUCAGCUGGCUGUCAAACUUGAACCCAGAGGCCUUAUUUAUGUCAAGGUGACCCUCAUGGAACAGUGGGAGAAUUCUCUCCAUGGCCUGGAUAAAAACCGUGAAUCGGUCGUGUUUGGGGUUGACAUUCAGAAAGUCGUAGAGAAAGAAAAUGCGGGCUCGAUGGUGCCGCUGUUGAUACAGAAAUGCAUCAUGGAGAUUGAAAGGAGGGGCUGCCAGGUUGUAGGCCUGUAUCGAUUGUGUGGUUCAGCAGCUGUCAAGAAAGAGCUUCGAGAGGCUUUUGAGAAGGAUAGCAAAACUGUUGGUCUGUGUGAAGACCAGUACCCAGAUAUAAAUGUAAUAACAGGUGUCCUUAAAGACUAUCUAAGAGAACUUCCUUCUCCGCUGAUAACAAAGCAGCUGUAUGAGGCCGUGUUAGAUGCCAUGGUGAAAAGUCCUUUGAAAAUGUCAUCAAAUGGUUGUGAGAAUGAGUCCGGUGACUCCCAGUUCGCAGUCGGCCUACUGAAUUGCUUGCCGGAUGUUGAGAAGGCGACCCUGAAGAUGUUGUUAGACCACCUGAAACUGGUAGCUUCAUAUCAUGAAGUGAAUAAGAUGACGUGCCAGAAUUUAGCUGUGUGCUUUGGGCCAGUGUUGCUUAACCAGAGGCAAGAGACUCCGACCCACAACAACAGAGUCUUCGCCGAUUCCGAAGAGCUCGCCAGCGCCUUGGACUUCAAGAAGCACAUCCAGGUUCUUCAUUACUUGCUCCAGCUCUGGCCAGUGCAACGUUUAGCGGUCAAAGAACCCACAGACAGUUUGUGCCUGGAGCAGUCAUCUCUGAAUCAUUUGAGGCGAAAGAAAGAGCGGCCAUGUGUAUUGAAUCUGAGCAGUGUGGAUUCAUCGGGGGUGCUGAGGCCAAGACAGACCAGACUCGAUAGUCCACUCAGCAACCGCUAUGCAGGAGACUGGAGCAGUUGUGGGGAAAACUACUUUUUAAAUACAAAAGACAAUUUCAAAGAUUUGGAUUAUGAUUGUGUUCCCUUAGAAGAUGGGGAAGAUAGAGAUCAUUGCAAAACCAAUGGAGCAGAGGUCGUGAUGGAGCAGCAGCUUGCCAUGUCUAAGGCGUGCACGUUCCAGACGUACUUGACAAUGGAGACCAUCGAGUCUACGAUGAAUCAGAAGGCUAACCUCAGAGAUCUGCAAGAAAGUAUUGAUGCUUUGAUUGGCAGUCUGGAGCGUGAGCUCAACAAGAAUAAACUCAAUAUGAGUGUUUGAGAUGGGGGGGGGCGCUUUAUUUCAGGUCAAUCCUCAGUUUCCUUUCUUAUUCCUCCCUUCGUGUCACUGUGUGUGUGUAUGUGUUCCUAAUAAGUUCAUGUGAUUCAAUUACAGACACUAUUCAUUAAUAUGGUUGUUUUAGUUAUGACAGUUUGGGGGGCAUAAAGCUAACUUGGACUUUGGGGAACAUUUUAAUAAGCCUAGCUGGUCGUGUGGAGGGAACUUGGAUCAGGAACGUUUUCACCCCUCAAGCCUUUGGAGCAUUGUGAGGACUGCUCUUCUGUAGGUGGGGACAAUUGUCCUCUGCAGAGGACACUGCAGCUGGCCAGGCUGAUUUGCAGUCAGAGUCCUAGUGCAAUGCCAUUUGGUCACAUUUCAUUUGCAAUACGAAUGCUGCUAUAAGAAAACUUUUUAUAAAUGUAAAAUUAUACAGAGAAUAAUUAAUGUAUUUUGUAUUAACAUCCAGUAAUUAUUUAAGCUUAUAAAAAUUAAAUAUUUUUAUGUUUCUGAGAACGUGUAUAUAUUUAUAAGUGCGUUGUGUGUAUAGGUUUUACAAUGAGGGAAGGGUUUGGCUCUAGAAUUCUAUAUAUUUUAAAAAGUAUAUUUCAUGGGGCCAAAUUUGUUAGCUUAAAAAUGUGUUCUUCAGGGAAAGACUGUUUAAGUUAAAAGAAUAAGUUACAUAAAAGCCUCUUGAAUGAAGACACACCAGAAGUGUUAGAGGAGAAAUGAUGGUGCUUCCCUUUUGCUUCUUAGAUACAGUGUCCCUGUGAAAAGUCAUAGUCUAAGCUGGACCCUUCAGCUGCGUAAGGGACCCAGUGACCCCUUAGUGACCUAAGGAAACCUCACCUGUUCUGUGCAUUUCUGCCUUCUGUGAUGCUGUAUUUAUUUGUAGCGGUACACCUAAAAUGUUGACUUCACAAUUGCUCUUGUUUCUAAAGAAGUCCUCUUGCCAGGAUGCUGCAUGAUACCAUUGUUUUUUAUUAACUUAUUAUUAUGUACAUCUGUGAGGCAGUUGUUACAGAAACAAUACUGGUAUUUGAAAAGACGUAAAUUUAGAAGGCUUUUAAAAAUUAAAUUGUCAUGUGUUUAAAAAAAAACUUUUAUACUUACAGAUGUAUAAUUAUAAAAGUAUAAAUGAAACCUGAGUUACCAGGUUUAAAGUGUGACAGCUGUGCAAAAACUGGCUUCUUAAUGUAUUUCUAAAUAUUAGAGUGUUUAAUGUAACAACCACUUCUGUGUAAUACACGAACAUUCAGGUAUUUAAUUUGAAAGCCACUGUAUAGGAAAAGUAACUAUUUUUGUGUGAGACUUUCAUUUUCUACAACUUUGUGUAACAAACACCGGAGACUAUGCACCAGGUGUGUGUCAUGGGUGAACAAAGUGUUGUUAAAUGUUUCCCAGGGAAAGUUGUCCAUUUUCUUCCUUUUGUAUCAUAAUACACUAUGUAAGUAAAGUAACUUUUAUUAAAAAUAUUAUAACAGUGUCAUGCUAUUAUAACUGA
This is a messenger RNA of Phodopus roborovskii (desert hamster), 5674 nucleotides long. RefSeq names its product synapse defective Rho GTPase homolog 2 (gene Syde2). Lineage: Eukaryota; Metazoa; Chordata; Mammalia; Rodentia; Cricetidae. The record is from RefSeq and is a predicted model, not a curated record. Gene Ontology annotation, biological process: signal transduction. The transcript is spliced from 7 exons. Bases 13 to 4173 code for a protein of 1386 amino acids.